UCGACACCAUCACCAAGCACCAAACAACAUCAAUGUCUAAAACUACUACAGAAGCUGCGCCUCGGUGCCCCUUCAGUGGCCAAGCCGCCGCCGGCGCUACUGGCUGCCCCUUUAGUGCCCAAAGAUCCGCAGCUUUGCCCGUGCCAUCCCACCGAUGUGACCCCGCGUCUCUUCAGGACGAGCUCAAAGUCCCAGAGGUCCCUCCCCUCACCGACAACCAAAAGGCGCUCAUUACUGCUACUGUUCCUAUCUUGGCCGAGCAUGGGUUGGCCAUUACUUCCCACUUCUACAGAAACAUGAUUUUGGCUCAUCCCGAGCUGAGGGACGUUUUCUCCAUCAGCUCCCAAGAGCUCGGCCACCAGCCCCAGGCCCUCGCUGCUGCCGUCUACGCCUACGCCGCCAAUAUCAACGAUCUCACUCCUCUCCUCCCCACCGUCGAACGUAUCGCCCAUAAACACACUUCGCUCCACAUCACCCCCGAGCAGUAUGGUAUCGUCGGCAAGCACCUCAUCCAGUCUAUCGUCGAUAUCCUCGGUGAUGCUGUGACGCCCGAGAUCGGUGAUGCUUGGUACAACGGUUACUGGAACUUGGCUCAUGUCUUUAUCGACCGCGAGAAGGCAAUCUACUCCGAGGCUGUCCAAGCUGGUGGAUGGGAAGGCUGGAGGUCGUUCAAGGUUGUCAAGCGCGUUAAGGAGAGCGAUCAGAUCACUUCGUUCUAUCUCAAGCCUGCCGACGGCUCCACCAAGCCUCUUCCCAAGUUCAACCCCGGUCAGUACACGGCUGUAUCGAUACAUGUACCCGCUCUUGGGCACAAACAAGCCAGACAGUACUCGCUUUCGGACGCGCCGAAUGGCGACUACUACCGUAUCUCCGUGAAGUGUGAAGAUGGUGUUCGUGUGCCAACUCCUUCCAACCCUACCGUCCCCGCCCACCCUGGAUGGAUGUCCAACCUUCUUCACAAAGACCUCCAAGUCGGCUCCCUCAUCGAUGUCGCAUCCCCCUACGGCGACUUCUUCCACCUCCCCGACCCUGCCAAGCCCACAUCUCCCCUGGUGCUCCUCUCUGCCGGUGUCGGCCAGACUCCCCUUAUGUCGAUCCUCAACUCUGAAAUCGCCGCGUCUUGCAAGAGGCCGAUUACUUAUGUGACGGUGGCGAAGAACCAGGAGGCGCAUGCGUGGAAGGACUACCUGAAGCAAGUGAGCGUCGAGCAUGAGAAUGUUCUUUCGAAGGUGUUCUACUCUGCGCCUGGGUGGGGGAGCUGGGCUUGGGGCGACUAUGAUUUCAAGGGCAGGAUGAAUUUGGACCUUGUCAAGGAUGAUCUUUACCUCAAUGACAACACGACCCGAUACUUCUUGUGUGGUCCUGCGCAGUUUAUGAUUUCACAAUCCAAGGUUCUGCAAGGUAUGGGCGUCGAUGAGAAGAGGAUCCACUUUGAGAUGUUCGAGGCUGGAGAGCUCCCCGUCCCGGCGGCUUAGAUCAUAAGAGUCGGUAUCGUAUUUCGUAUAGCAUCUUUCAUAGUCAUCACUUCCAUUUAAAAGCAUUUCUAUAGUCGGUCACUUUUGGGUAUUCCAGCAUGUACAAGUACUACACUUUCCUCACGGGUUUCGAGAUUGAUAGCUACCAAUGAAAACUAUUUCAGCAAU
Cryptococcus amylolentus CBS 6039 is the source of this 1643-nucleotide messenger RNA. RefSeq lists its product as hypothetical. The transcript is spliced from 8 exons. Gene Ontology annotation, cellular component: intracellular anatomical structure. The record is from RefSeq and is a predicted model, not a curated record. The coding region runs from base 33 to 1475 and encodes 480 amino acids. Gene Ontology annotation, biological process: cellular response to nitrosative stress; nitric oxide catabolic process. Lineage: Eukaryota; Fungi; Basidiomycota; Tremellomycetes; Tremellales; Cryptococcaceae. Gene Ontology annotation, molecular function: oxygen binding; heme binding; FAD binding.